Nannospalax galili (Upper Galilee mountains blind mole rat) is the source of this 2308-nucleotide messenger RNA. RefSeq names its product solute carrier family 25 member 21 (gene Slc25a21). The transcript has 10 exons. Lineage: Eukaryota; Metazoa; Chordata; Mammalia; Rodentia; Spalacidae. The record is from RefSeq and is a predicted model, not a curated record. The coding region runs from base 18 to 959 and encodes 313 amino acids.
UUUUAGAAAUUUGCCUGAUGCACCCCCUGGAUGUGGUGAAAACCAGGUUCCAGAUUCAGAGACAGGCAGUGGAUCCACACAGUUAUAAGAGCUUAGGAGACAGCUUUCGGGUGAUUUUCCGAACAGAAGGGAUUUUUGGGUUUUACAAAGGAAUUCUACCACCCAUUUUAGCUGAAACGCCAAAAAGAGCAGUGAAGUUUUCCACCUUUGAGCAGUACAAGAAAUUGCUAGGACAUGUGUCAGUGUCACCAGCAUUGACGUAUACCAUUGCUGGAUUGGGAUCUGGACUAACAGAAGCCAUCGUGGUUAACCCUUUUGAGGUAGUGAAAAUUGGUUUGCAAGUCAAUCGGAACACAUUCACAGAGGCAGCAUGUGACUACAGGAACAAAACUGGGACAGAGCAAGGAAUGCUCACAAGAAUGAAUGUACAGCACUCUGGUUUGCGCCUAGUGUUCCUUCUCUCUCUCCUGCGCCUAGUGGCUCUACACGGAGUCCAACAGCCAUCCACUUUGGCUUAUGCAAGACAAAUUAUUAAGAAAGAAGGCUUGGGACUCCGGGGCCUCAACAAAGGACUUACGGCGACUUUGGGACGUCAUGGAAUUUUCAACAUGGUUUAUUUUGGCUUCUACUACAAUGUCAAAAGCAUUAUCCCAGCCAAUAAGGAUCCAAUCCUGGAGUUUUGGAGAAAAUUUGGGAUUGGUUUUGUCUCCGGGACAAUAGGCUCAGUCAUUAACAUCCCUUUUGAUGUUGCCAAAAGUAGGAUUCAAGGGCCUCAGCCAGUUCCUGGAGAGAUCAAGUACAGAACCUGUUUUAAAACAAUGGCGACGAUCUAUCAGGAAGAAGGGUUUUUAGCUUUAUACAAAGGCCUGCUUCCCAAGAUUAUGAGACUUGGCCCAGGUGGUGCAGUGAUGUUGCUGGCUUAUGAAUACACCUAUGCAUGGCUGCAGGCAAACUGGUGAUUGCCUGAGAAAUGUUGUCCCCUUAACAGAAUUUUUUUUUUCUUGCAAUCCCAUGAAGAGGACAUGCCCAGCUAAACGAGGCAUACAUCUAAUGGGGGUAGGAUAGCUUACUCAAAAGCAAAGCCUAUUUUGAUGCUUUAGAAAUUUUUAGGCAAGUUGAUAUGUAGUUUGGGCCAUUGACAUAAUGCUGUGAGAAGAAUACUAAGAAGCAAUGAAGUGUAUAAGUUGAAUAAUAAGAUAGACAGCAGAGAAAUUUCAUAAAAGCUCUACAGACUUUGUAUCUUAUACUGCUUCACAAUGAAAAUUCAUUGCAAUAACGUUUCCUACACAAUCUAGAAUACUUAAAUUCUUUAAAAUAAAUUAUUCUGUGGCUAAUUCCUUGAAAAUUAUUCAAAAAAGACUGAUUUUUUUAAAAAGAUAAGCCAGAAUUUAAAGUUUUGAUAAGGAAUUGAUUUUUCCAUAAAUCAUAUUUUAAAAGAGCAGAAAAGGGAAAAAUGUAUUCCAAAAUAGCUUUUUAAGAAUGCUUGAUUUUGCAGGGUGUGGUGGCGUACCCCUUUGAUCCCAGCACUUGGGAGGCAGGGGCAGGCAGAUCUCUGUGUGUGAGUUCAAGGCCAGCCUCAUCUACUUAGUGAGUUCCUGGCCAACUGGGGCUACAAAGAGACCAUAUCUCAAAAAGACAAAAAAAGAAAAGUAUGUCUGACUUUGUGAGUGCUCUGUUAAGAUGUAAUUCUAUUUUCCUAAAUCUGCUUUAUAUUCCAUGUGUUUGUUUAAAAGUAGUAUGUUUAAAUCAUGCUAUCCGAAGUCUUAUUACAAAUAGAAUACAUGAUAUUAUAUUAAACUGCUUUCCUUUACAUAGUUUACCUUGAAGACAAGUUUUAUUACUGAAAUAUUUUUAUGUUAAAUCACUAACUGGAUGUACUCCUGGGGCCCAUCUGUGCUGCCUGUAUUUGCUUCCAAACUCCUUUGUACCUUACCUGUGCCAUUCUUAAAAGGAAUGUAGAAGAGUAAAAUUGUAUUUCCAGAUUCUUGGUUUUUAGUGACACCUUUAAGUAUGAAAUCAACUGUCUUCAAUAUUAAAAUGUGUGUGAUAAAAGAAAAAAAUGUUUCAAAAUAGGAGUGCAUUCUUAGCAUUUCCAAGGAUUCCUGUACUAACAUGCACUCUAAAGAAAAAUAUGUAGCUCUUUGGUCAUGACAUAACCAAAGUUAGUUUUGUGUCUGCAUUCUGAAAUGAGGCUGUUCUAGUAGUUAAAGUCAACAAAAAUGUCUGCAUGUUCUAGAUGACACCUGUUCUUAACUACUGCUGUGCGGCCACUUCACUAAAACAUUUUGAAAAUAAAAGGUAAAGAUGA